UCUCUCUUCCUAUCUCCCUUUCUUUCUCUGUAUCUCUCUCUCUAUCUGUAUCUCUCUCACCUCUCGUAUAUCUCUCUAUAUCUGUAUCUCUCUCUCUCCGUCAUUCUCUCUCUCUCUCUCUCUCUCUCUCUCUCUCUCUCUCUCUCUCUCUCUCUCUCUCUCUCUCUCUCUCUCUCUGUGUGUUUGGGUUUUAUUUAAUUAUUUAUUUCCUGAUUAACUGCGGUGUUGCUAAUCAAAACAUUGAUGGUCCAGCGCUUCUCCAGCGGUGCUGUCAGUGUGUGAAUCCCGUGAUUAAGCCCGGUUAUCCGCGGUGCAGCGCGCGCUCGCUAUGGCUCGUCCUCGGCCCCGGGAGUACAAGGCAGGAGAUCUGGUUUUCGCCAAAAUGAAGGGAUACCCGCACUGGCCAGCGAGGAUUGACGAGCUUCCAGAGGGCGCAGUAAAGCCGCCGGCAAACAAAUACCCCAUCUUCUUCUUUGGCACCCAUGAGACUGCAUUCCUCGGCCCUAAAGACCUGCUGCCCUACAAGGAGUACAAAGACAAGUUCGGAAAAUCAAACAAAAGGAAAGGCUUCAAUGAGGGUCUGUGGGAGAUCGAGAAUAACCCAGGCGUCAAAUUCACUGGAUACCAGAGCAUGCAGCAGCAGGGCUGGUCGGAGGGCGAGGGGGGUGACGCUGACCCGGCGGAAGGCAGCAGUGGAGCAGAGGAGGGUGACUCCAUUGGAGAGGAAGAGGAUGGAAAAAUGAAGGGGGAAAAAGUCGGAUCCAAACGGAAAAAGACUGUGUCCUCAAAGAAGUCGUCCAAGCUGUCCAGGAAGUGCUCGGGGGACGAGGACGAGGAGAAGGACGGGAAAGAUGACAAGGAGGAAAAGAGAGACGAGGACAACGACAUGCAGAACUCCUCAGACAAGAAAACAUGCUGUCAAGGGAACCAGUUGCUGCGAGAGGAACAUUAGAUCCUGAGGGCUGCCAGAUCAUUCUGUGGUUGUUUAUGUGAUAUUGGAAAUGUAUAAUUGUUAACAUAAUCAAAAUCAUGAGCGAUAGCAUUGUUGUAAAUUCACAAAUCAGAGGACAACUACAACCACUGAAAAUUACUCCACCGCUCAUCACCGGAGCAGAAACAGAAGAUUAAACAAAUAGAUUUAAAGAAACCAUCAGUAGAACUUUUAAAUAUCAAUCAAUAUUUUACAGGCAGACAGUGAAGCCAGUGUGACGUGGCUACAAUGCUACUUACUGUCUUUAAAACAUAGUGUUAUUUCCACACCUCGACCAACAUUAAAUUGUAAUAUAGUCAUCAGAUCUAGCGUCAUUUUUUUAGCUGUAGCUGAAAAGCUGGAGCCGCAAGUGUUUACCAGUGUAACAGUCUCUCACUGCCCCUCCAAACACCCUGAACCUUUACCCUGACCUUCAACUCGACUAAUCAUCCUCACUUCCAACAAAAAGCACUUACACUGAUCUUCAACCCUGACCAUUAAUCUGAAUAUUCACCUUCAACCCAGACUUCAGCAUGACCAUACAUUCCGACCUUCAAUCUUGACUGUUCAUUUUGACCUUCAAUUCUGAUCAUUCACCCUAAGCUUCAGCUUCACUAUUUACUCUCAUCAUUCACCCUGACUUCAACAUGUCCGUUCACCUUGACCUUCAACCCUGACCAUUCACCCUGAUCCUCAACCCUAACCAUCCACCCUGACCAUUCACCCUGAUCCUUAAUUCUGACCAUUCACCCUGAUCCUCAACCCUGAUCCU
Molecule: messenger RNA, 1742 nt
Organism: Astyanax mexicanus (Mexican tetra)
Lineage: Eukaryota; Metazoa; Chordata; Actinopteri; Characiformes; Acestrorhamphidae
Gene: hdgfl3
Product: HDGF like 3
Exons: 6
Coding region: 329-952 (207 amino acids)
Biological process (GO): regulation of transcription by RNA polymerase II
Cellular component (GO): nucleus
Molecular function (GO): transcription coregulator activity; double-stranded DNA binding
Source: RefSeq, a predicted model, not a curated record